Messenger RNA from Tricharina praecox, 633 nucleotides. Its product is annotated as cutinase. The record is from RefSeq and is a predicted model, not a curated record. Bases 1 to 633 code for a protein of 210 amino acids. NCBI's taxonomy places the organism in Eukaryota, Fungi, Ascomycota, Pezizomycetes, Pezizales, Pyronemataceae. Gene Ontology annotation, molecular function: hydrolase activity. The transcript has 3 exons.
AUGGUGCACAUCUCCCUCCAGCUCCUGGCCCUUCUCCCAGCCCUCGCGCACGCCAUCCCGGGCACGGGGUGCACCACGAUUGGCAUAAUCACCGCGCGAGCAUCCACCGAAUCCCCAGGCGAAGGCAUAAUCGGCCGUCUCGCUGCUUUGAUCCAGUCGGAGUCCUUACAGACCGUGUCACGGGCGUCGGUGUCGUACCCCGCGCGGCUAUUCCCGUACGCCAGCUCUUCAGCAGCGGGAGUCGCCGCGCUAACCGCGAUCGUGCUGCUGGGGUAUAGUCAGGGCGCCCACGUCUUGGGCGAUGUCCUCGGCGGCGGAGGGGGGACGGGGCUCGGCAAGAAGACACCCGCGGUUGCGAGCGAGGUCGCGGAUAAAGUCGUGGCUUUCAUCCAGAUGGGCGACCCGCGGCACACGCGGGACGAGCCGUACCACAUCGGCAGCGCGAAGAACGAUGGGAUGUUCCCGCGCGCCACAGACCAGAAGCUGGAGGGGUUCGCGAGCAUCGGGCUGAGUUACUGCGACCGGGGCGAUACGUUCUGCGAUUCCGGGAGCGAUACUGAUGUCCACCUCCGGUACACCGAGGUGUACAAUCAGCAGGCGCUGGAGUUUGUCUUGGAUAGGAUUGGGGGGUAG